Seminavis robusta is the source of this 1080-nucleotide messenger RNA. Lineage: Eukaryota; Bacillariophyta; Bacillariophyceae; Naviculales; Naviculaceae. The record is from the annotation of a GenBank genome assembly.
AUGACAUCUUCUGCCAGUACAACUGCUGGCGUAGAUGCGGCUUCUGCUGAAGUUCCCAGUGCGGCUGUGCUCGUCAUGGAUCAAACCGAUAUCUGGGUUGACAACAUCUUUUCCUUCUUGGGCAUGGGACACUAUGCUUUCGUUGGAGCUGUGAACAAGAGAUUCCAACAUCUCUACCAGUUGUAUUGUGAUUCUGUCCAAGAUCCGCCCAUGGUGCUCCUUUAUGGUUCCAUCUAUAGUACACGCCAAGCCAACCGCACGGAUACAUUCUUUGAAUUUGCGUUCUACAAUACAUCCUGUGCCAAUUUCUGGAACAGCGACACUUCCCACUUUCGAACCCCACUGUACCUGUCCACGUGCCGCAAAAUUGCCAGGUACGGGGUUUUACCAGUGAUGGAAUGGGCUCAUGAAAAGGGAUUUCCCUGGGAUGGCGAUGUUUGUGCCGAAGCGGCGAAAUGGGGUCAUUUGAAUUUGUUGCACUAUGCUCGUGCCAACCGCUGCCCUUGGGGUGCCACGACUUGCUCCAAUGCUGCUAUGAAUGGACAUUUGAAACUGUUGCAAUGGGUGAGACAGCAUCACUGUCCAUGGGAUGGAUCUGUAUGUUCCAAUGCUGCCAAAGGAGGACAUUUGGAAUUGCUCCAGUGGGCCCGACAGAAUGGCUGUCCGUGGAAUCCAUCCGUAUGCGAAAUGGCUGCUGGCAAUGGACAUUUCGAGCUCUUGAAAUGGGCCAGAGACAAUGGAUGUCACUGGAACAAAUUUACAUGCAGAGCUGCUGCUAGAAAUGGGCACCUGGAAAUAUUGCAAUGGGCACGAGAGAAUGACUGUCCAUGGGAUGAAUUUACGUGUAAUGCAGCUGCAUUUCGUGGACAUUUUGAAGUCUUGAAAUGGGCUCACGAGAACAGCUGUCCUUGGAGCACACUCACAUGCUAUUCAGCUGCAGAAGGUGGGAAUCUGGAAAUCUUAAAGUGGCUUCAUGACAAUGGAUGUCCUUGGGAUCAAUGGACCGGCAUUGCAAUUGCAAAGUCGAAAGGACACUCAGAAGUUCUCGAGUGGGCGGAGCUGCACCCAAGCAACGAAUGA